AUCCUGCAGAAGCCGACCCACGAGCUCAAACAGCAGCUGGCAGGUUACUCCAAACGCGUGGCUACCAUCCAGGCAGCCGAGGCCAUGAAAGGGACGGAGUGGGUNNNNCCCGAAGCCCCCCCCUCCACCGCCGAGAGCGAGCGGCUGGGGGCGGCGGCUGCCAUUGAGGCUGCGGCCAAGAAGCUGGAGCAGCUGAAACCGAGGGCCAAACCCAAGCAAGCAGACGAGAGCCUGAACUUCGAGGAGCAGAUCCUGGAAGCUGCCAAAUCCAUUGCUGCAGCCACGAGUGCCCUGGUGAAGGCAGCCUCAGCAGCCCAGCGAGAAUUAGUGGCUCAAGGAAAGGUGGGCGCCAUCCCUGCCAACGCAGUGGAUGAUGGACAGUGGUCCCAGGGACUCAUUUCAGCCGCGCGCAUGGUGGCUGCUGCCACCAACAACCUGUGCGAAGCCGCCAACGCGGCGGUGCAGGGCCACGCCAGCGAGGAGAAGCUCAUCUCAUCCGCCAAGCAAGUGGCUGCCUCCACGGCCCAGCUCCUGGUUGCCUGCAAGGUGAAGGCUGACCACGACUCGGAGGCCAUGAAGCGGCUCCAG
Molecule: messenger RNA, 588 nt
Organism: Eurypyga helias (sunbittern)
Lineage: Eukaryota; Metazoa; Chordata; Aves; Eurypygiformes; Eurypygidae
Product: talin-1-like
Biological process (GO): platelet aggregation
Cellular component (GO): focal adhesion; plasma membrane
Molecular function (GO): integrin binding; actin binding
Source: RefSeq, a predicted model, not a curated record